AUGAGCGGCCAGGAAUUAAAGUCAGAGACUAUUAGGAGUUGGUUACGCGAAUUAUGUGUUGCUGUACAUGAAGAUCAACUGAAUCGUCUACUGAAAUCUUGGAGCAGGUUUCAGCCUCGCUGCACUAACUCGUUGCCGCAUCCAUCCGCCUUGGCGGCUUCCGACCUCACACAUGUGUCUGUUCCCAGCCCAGCGAACAGAUACUACUUUGUACAGUCCCCUGAGAAAUGGAGGUUGUGUACAUCGUAUAUUAUACUGGUGUACACCCAUGGAUACACAUCGGCAGCUUGGCGGGUUGUAGGCGGGAUAUCAGCGUAUCCGAUAACUCCGCCUUUUGUAUACACAAUGAGCCCGCCUGAAAGGGUCGUAUACAUAGUUGGUGGACCCCAUCACUACAGUGUACCACGAUGUUCAUUCAUUUCGUCCGGCGCUAAAUUAAGCGAGGCUUGGCAUACAGAAUUCGAUCAACACCCCUUGCUUACCAAGCUCCAUACACCUUGCUUUAGUGUUCCAUUUGAGCUCCUUACAUUCAUCCAAUUGGGGCGCCAAGCUCUUGAUAUCUUCAAUUCGGUCUUGGAAGAGGCCCUGGGUUCAAUUCCCAGCGCGUCCAGCUCUUUUUGCCAUGGAGUUGUAUCAAAAGAUUUGGAACGCUACGUGAAAGUUGUAUUUUGCUCCGUAGCGGGAAUGAGCUGUCCCGAGGCUCACAACUUGGUCAUGCCACUACCUUUUACCUCGAUAACCGUCGUACUUGUGGAGCAGCCGUCCCCCUAUGAAUUCUUGGCCAACUGGUAUCACCAUGUCAACCAUCCGAACGAUUUUGAGCCAAACACGAAAGCCUUGUCGUGGAUGUAA
Pseudocercospora fijiensis CIRAD86 is the source of this 852-nucleotide messenger RNA. RefSeq lists its product as uncharacterized. The record is from RefSeq and is a predicted model, not a curated record. Lineage: Eukaryota; Fungi; Ascomycota; Dothideomycetes; Mycosphaerellales; Mycosphaerellaceae. The transcript is spliced from 13 exons. Bases 1 to 852 code for a protein of 283 amino acids.